Molecule: messenger RNA, 546 nt
Organism: Pelobates cultripes (western spadefoot toad)
Lineage: Eukaryota; Metazoa; Chordata; Amphibia; Anura; Pelobatidae
Source: the annotation of a GenBank genome assembly
AUGGAAGACAGAGCUCGGAGGAAUAACCUCAGAUUCCGGGAGAUCCCGAAAUCUGUAUCAAAUGCAGAAUUGCACAACUAUUUGUUAGAUCUGUUCCAGAGCCUCACACCAGAAACCCACCCGGAUCAACUCAUCAUAGACAGAGCACACAGGCUACGCAGGCCAAAACACCUGCCCACAACAGCCGCACAAGAUGUAAUUGCGAGGAUUCACUUCUUCCACGCCAAAGAGAGGAUAAUGAAAGCCAGCAGAAAAGCGGGCAUGCCAGAAACCUACAAUUCCAUAAAGAUCUUUGCGGAUCUUUCAGCGGACACGCUACACUUCAGGAAAACCAUGGGACCGGUCACCUCCGCCCUACGGGAAUACAACGUGAACUACCGCUGGGGCUACCCGGCUAAACUCCUAAUCUCCCACCACGAUGCAAUACACUCCAUCAACACAGUGGCGCAAGGUGUCCAACAGCUGAAAGAAUGGGGAAUCCCGAUCCAGAACCCCACCAAAGCAGCUAAAGUUCCGCGGAUGUCCCCGGAGUGGACAACACAAUGA